Messenger RNA from Triticum aestivum (bread wheat), 1554 nucleotides. Its product is annotated as NAC domain-containing protein 30. The record is from RefSeq and is a predicted model, not a curated record. The transcript is spliced from 4 exons. Gene Ontology annotation, molecular function: DNA binding. Gene Ontology annotation, biological process: regulation of DNA-templated transcription. NCBI's taxonomy places the organism in Eukaryota, Viridiplantae, Streptophyta, Magnoliopsida, Poales, Poaceae. Bases 398 to 1315 code for a protein of 305 amino acids.
UCAUGCCCCUAAAACCUUCACUCUCACAGCUCCUAUAGGCAGCAUCCACUGCUGGUCCUUUUCAUUCCUCUUUUCUCUUCUAUCUUCUUCCAUUCCCACUUUACAUUACAAGCUAGACCACACUACGCGCAUAAAUCCAUGCCAUCAAGUGCUUGCAAUCAGCCUAGAUUACAAUUGUACUUUGUCCUCAGAAAAUGGACCCAGGACAUGAUUGCAGUGCACUUAUAGUAGAUAGAGAGACAUAUUUGGUGUGGGCUAUAUAGACUGCUAGAGCUAGAUUACAAUAUAAAUAGCAGUUCAUACGAGCGUGCGCAUCCGUGUGCUGUCAAGCGUCUGUGGUCACCUCUCAUUCCAUUCAGAAGACAUCAAGCUAGCUUGCUACCAGGCAGGAAGGUAGAUGCUAGCAAUGGAGCAGCACAACCAUCAGGAGGAGUCGUGUGUUCCGCCGGGGUUCAGGUUCCACCCCACUGAGGAGGAGCUGGUGGGGUACUACCUGGCCAGGAAGGUGGCCGCCCAGAAGAUCGACCUCGACAUCAUCCAGGAGGUUGAUCUCUACAGGAUCGAGCCUUGGGACCUCCAAGAGAAGUGCGGCGGCGGCAGGAGCGGACGGGGAGCACGUCAGAUGGCGGAGGACGAGCAGUCGUCGUCGGAGUGGUACUUCUUCAGCUUCAAGGACCGCAAGUACCCGAGCGGCACGCGCACCAACCGUGCCACGGCGGCCGGGUUCUGGAAAGCCACCGGCCGCGACAAGCCGGUGAUGUCGUCGAGGAGCCGAGGGGUCACCGGCAUGAGGAAAACGCUGGUGUUCUACAGGGGCCGUGCGCCUAAUGGUAGGAAGACCGACUGGAUCAUCCACGAGUACCGCCUCCAGACAAAUGAGCACGCGCCCACACAGGAGGAAGGUUGGGUGGUGUGCCGGGCGUUCCAGAAGCCGGCGCCGAACCAGAGGCCGUCCUACAUCUUCCCGGCAUACGCUGCAGCUCCAGGUCUCGGGGGCUACUACAACGCGCGGCCAUGGCUGCACGGCCAAGGCGGCGACAUCCAUUACCUGCAGAGCACCGCAGGCGCUGCCAGUGCCGGCGGCGUCGAAUUCCCUGGCCAGGGCAUCCAGUACCCUGACGACGUGCUGGAGUCUAAGCAGAGUCUCUUCGGCAACAUCCCGCAGCUGAUCGAGAGCCCGCCGACGACCACCGCCGUUGCCGGUUGCGGCGACGCCGGCUACGACAUCGUCCAGCAGGGACAGGCGGCGGCCGGCAUCGACUGGAACUUCCUGGACAGCCUGCUAUCCACGUCGCAGCUGCACCUACAGCAGUGAAGAGUUAGCAGACAUACCUACCGUAGCAGCAUCGAUUUCAUUGGAUACAUGAUUUGCUAAUAAUUAGUUAAUACUAUCAUUGAGUACAGAUAGUAGAUGAUGUUGCACUGCACACUUGGUUGUACCUAGAUAGACUACUCUGUUUCACUUACUGAGUCCAUGUGUCUACUGUAGAUCAUUCUGUUCCACUUACUGAAUAUAUGUGUUUCAUUGUAGGCUACUCUGCAUCACCUACUAAA